This is a messenger RNA of Suillus paluster, 2032 nucleotides long. Its product is annotated as Metallo-dependent phosphatase. The record is from RefSeq and is a predicted model, not a curated record. The coding region runs from base 242 to 2032 and encodes 596 amino acids. Gene Ontology annotation, cellular component: endoplasmic reticulum. Gene Ontology annotation, biological process: GPI anchor biosynthetic process. NCBI's taxonomy places the organism in Eukaryota, Fungi, Basidiomycota, Agaricomycetes, Boletales, Suillaceae. The transcript has 6 exons.
UGUCGUUGUAUGAUAGAUUGAACUAACCUUUAUAAUACCUGUUCCCUAUAAAGAAGGAACGGCUGUCGAGAUUGCUUCUAUUAGUAUAGGGUCUGACUACCCGUUCCCGUACGUGUUGAGUGCUAUUUACGUUUAUCUCAAUCAAGCAAACCCUAGCUAUAAAUCCCACAAAAGCAUCCUUUCCAACUGAAUCAGUGUUGCGCCUUCUACUUGUCAGCUCAUCCAUCGCAAGUGAUGCGUUAUGAGCUUUAUCUAUGAAAGGCGCACAAGGAAAUCGCGUCUUCUCUCGCGAAACACCAUCAUCAACCUCCUCCGCUUCUUUUGGGUCGUAAUAGUCAUUUGGUGCGAGUUCGGUGUCUUUUUUUAUAGUUUAUCAGAUUGCAAGUGGCCAGACAAGGAGUUGAGGGAGGCUGGACCCAGCCAGAAGCCAACCCGAGUCCUCUUGAUUUCCGACCCCCAACUUCCAAACCCGAGGCGUUCCGGGAUUUCAUGGUUCGGCCAUGACGCAUCCUCUACGAGGUACUUGCGGAAAGGCUGGAGUGUCGUCACUCGCUUGCAUCCUCAUGUAGUUGUCUGGCUAGGCGACGUGCUUGCCUCUGGACGUUACGUUACGAACGAAGAAGAGUACGAAGACUACGUGGAUGAAUUCAAAGGGAUAUUUACCACGGACAAAUCCGUGCCAAAUUAUUUUGUUCCUGGAAAUACUGAUGUGGGUCUCGGAGAGUCUUCUGCUUUCUCAAAGAAUGCACGUAAAUACUUUACGGAGUACUUUGGACCUUUGAAUCAAGAGGUCACUCUGGCCGGUCAUAGGUUUGUCUUCAUUGACGCCCCUGGGUUAGUUGAUGAGGAUUACCGCCGACAUGGGAUGGGCAAGCAGUACGAAACUUGGACACCAGCCGCAGGUGGUCCGAUCGAGUUCAUAGCUUCCCUUGCCAUCAAGGUCCCAUCAUCUUAUUUAGCCAUAUCCCAUUGUCCCGACCAGCAAGUACAUCUUGCGGACCACUCCGUGAAAAAGGCUCUAUACGAGCCAGUGCAGGGCCACGGGUAUCAGAAUAUGCUCGGCAAACAAACCACAGGAUUUGUUCUGCACACCCUUCGUCCAGCAGCGGUCUUUAGCGGUGACAACCGAGAUUACUGCAACAUGACCCAUCGACUCUCCACAACAGAUACCAGUAUUCUAGAAACGAACUCCGUCCGCGAAGUGACCGUAAAAUCAUUUUCCCGAUCCAGGCACAUCAGACGCCCAGGCUUCCAGCUCCUUUCUCUCAUUCAUCCAGACUAUGUGGCAUCACCCUCUAGCCCUACAUUCGCAGAUGUGCAUUGCCUUCUGCCCGAUACAUUCCGCAUCUUCAGCUCGAUAUACCUCCCUGCGCUCGUACUCACCGCUAUCGCAAUCUUGUACCAAAAUAUCGCACCUAACCGGCACUAUCGCCGGUUCUCCACUCUCUCGCCUGUCUCCGUCAAUAGGAGCAGACCGGGAUCCCCACCGCCAGGCCCAGAAUCUGCGAUAUGGACAAAUUGGUCUCCGCGGAACGGUCCGACGAGUCCGACGACCACCCUCCCACCAUCUUUGCGUAUCCCCAGUGCAAAAGAGAUCUUCACAUUCCGUGCCUUGUCCUCGAGCUCCCCCGAAUCACCGCAUAGUUCCCCACUCCUCAGCCCUAUUCCGCUCUUCCACGCUGGGCACGAGGACGAGAUGAACCCCAUACACUAUCCAUCGCAGCAUCACAACGAUCAUGCGUGGCCUUCGGGCGAAGACACUCAUGAGGCACCGACGUUCCUUCCCUCACCGAGUGCACGUCGAUCGGACAAGAGAUGGUCGUGGAGCUGGAGCUUCGUGUUCCGAGGGAGGAGGCGGCGGAUGACGAUUACGCUGCCGACGUGGGGCGAGAUGACGAAGCUUGCUUCGUUUGGUGAUAGUACGAGCAAAGGGAAGCGGAGGGGGCUGGUGUGGAGGCUGGCGGGUGACAGCGUUAGCGUGGCACUGCCUGCGGUUAUUAUAUGGGCUUUGAUUGGCUGGCUGUUCUUUUGA